AUGGGCGUGGAUAGCAUACCACCGCGGCCUACAUUGCAGCUGGAAGCAGGCUCGGGGGAUGGUCCAGGUCCUCCGAUGAACAACAACGCUGACGGCGCCGUGGCCAGUCCCCCCAGAGAUGACAACCACAACCCAGACCCAACCACGCCGAGAGCCACGCAAAUUACACCCUCAGUUAUUCGGUCCACUAAUAAAUCAAGAUAUUUGGCCUUCGUGCCAAAACAACACAAUAAAACUGACAAACUCACGGACAAUGCGCUAGAAUUAAGGAAGAACUUCAUGUCUAGCCUUGGAAAAGUACUGAAACUAUACGGCGACCGGCUAUCAGAAUGGGAAAGGACGGAGGUGCGAAAAUAUCCAGAAAUAUGGUUCCUGGGACUAGAGGCGAAUAAAGUCCAGGCGAGAUCCAACCUGCCCAAUAAUUGUGGUUUUGAUGAUGAAAACGGCAGUUACAAUAAACAAAUCCAUGAUCACAUAGCCUAUCGAUACGAAAUUCUAGAAGUGAUCGGGAAGGGUUCAUUCGGACAAGUAAUAAGAGCAUUGGAUUACCGUACGGGAAACCAGGUCGCGAUUAAAAUCAUCAGAAACAAGAAACGGUUCCAUCAUCAGGCCCUCGUGGAAGUGAGGGUUCUGGAUCAUUUGCGGUUAAAGGACAAAGACCAAUCGCACAACGUCAUCCACAUGCUGGACUACUUCUACUUCAGAAACCAUUUGUGUAUAAGCUUCGAACUCAUGAGCAUUAAUCUGUACGAGCUGAUCAAGAAGAACAACUACCAGGGGUUCAGUCUGAGUCUCAUCAGACGGUUCGCCAACUCUCUGCUUCGCUGUCUCCGGUUACUGGAGGCUGAGAACAUCAUUCAUUGCGAUUUGAAACCUGAGAACAUUCUGCUGAAGGCUCGAGGCAGUUCCUCCAUCAAGGUCAUAGAUUUCGGUAGUUCAUGUUACACGCACGAGCGAGUCUACACCUACAUACAGUCCCGCUUCUACCGCAGCCCUGAGGUCAUUCUGGGACUGCAAUACGGAACCCCUAUUGAUAUGUGGAGCAUGGGUUGUAUCCUCGCCGAGCUCCGCACGGGGUAUCCAUUAUUUCCUGGAGAGAAUGAGACGGAACAGCUGGCCUGCAUCAUGGAACUGCUGGGGCCGCCUCCACCCGACCUGCUUCUACACGCCACAAGGAAACGUCUGUUCUUUGAUUCUAAAGGCUGUCCUCGCUCGGUGACCAACUCCAAAGGUCGUAAGCGUCGUCCAGGGUCCCGAGCAUUGGCUGCUGCUGUCCGUUCAGACGACCCCGCAUUUCUGCACUUCCUUCAUCGAUGUCUUGAGUGGGAUCCAAAGAGACGUAUUACGCCCACAGAGGCUUCUCGUCAUGAGUUUGUAAUGGGGUGUGCUUUGGGCAGUACUCCGUCGGGAGUGUUGGCUCUGCCUCGUCUCCCGCCGCCCAGACCAGCUCGAACAGCUCUCCUCCACUCACAGUCAGCCGGCGACGUGGCCGCCAUGUUAGGGCGAGCGUGA
Molecule: messenger RNA, 1512 nt
Organism: Danaus chrysippus (African queen)
Lineage: Eukaryota; Metazoa; Arthropoda; Insecta; Lepidoptera; Nymphalidae
Source: the annotation of a GenBank genome assembly